CUAAAAUCAGUAUAUGUCAGUAGCUUUUUUUCAUGUAUUUCUAUGAGAGAAUUUAUGAUCAGUAUGACAAUGCUCCAUCACGAGAUUUUUUAUUUAACAUGGCUGCAAGAAGCUGAUGAUCUAUCAAAUUCGCGACAAAACGUAUUCGCAAGGCACGCUAUUAUACCUAAAUAAAGUAUUAUUUUCUUUGUCUGUCAGUGCCGUGUUAUUAAUUUUUAUGCAAGUGAAUAAAAGUGGACUUAUGCGUAGUGAAAUAUUUUAUUCCUUAUACAAGUGCCAGCAAUUCAGUAAGUUCAUGGUUAGGCUUUCACAUUGUCGAACUUCUAUGAAUGUUUCUAGGAACCAAGUGCGUGCUGUCCGACAAAUUAUCACUUGUGUUUUUCAUUAAUUGUUUUAGUAAUCUAUAACAUUUUUGAGUGCGCUAGUUAAAGUUUUACUCAACAUGGCACGACCCACUGCCUCAGCACAAUGUGAUUCUGUUGCAUCCUACAUGGAUGGAGUUCAUGUCAAAAUAGCAGAGGCCUACAAACCGCCAAGGAAGAUUGCCUUGCCUGCAGCAUACAAUAAUAAGUUACCUGAUGUGUCUAAACACACAUAUGACUUCAGCCUGGAGAAGUCUGUGCUGGAAAAGAAUGGCGAAAGAUGAGAAACGCGAACAAUGAAGCCCAUCGUAUUCGUCUGGAGGAAAAGAACAGAAAGGAUGAAGAAGAUUCUCCUCCGGCACCGCCACCACCACCUGAGACGGUAAAGCAAUUACCGGUUAAGGUACCACCAGCUCCUGAAACAACGAUACUCACACCGCAACCCCUAUCUCCACCAGCCAAUGACCUCCAAGAUCUUGUGAAAUCUAAUGGACUAGAUCUCCGAGAUUUUGACAAUGACACCAGUAGUCCUUUUGAUAAUAUGGAGUUGAAAACUAUCAAUGAUAUGGAAGAGCUUGCUCAGGUACUGCAACCAACAGCACAGUGGGUUCCUCCAGCAAAAUUAGAAAAUAUCCUCAAAGAAUUAACAUUGGAAGAGCCACAAGAGGAAGAGAAGGAAAAACAAACAAAGAUGCAGGGAGAUAAUCAGGAACAGGAAGACAAACGGAACGAUUCUAAUAAACGUAGCGUUUCUAUAAUUGUCCAGGAACUUCAGCGAGAAUUAGCACGACCUAUAAUGGAGAACUGGAAGCCAUGGCCAGAUCUGGAGAGUCCGGACUGUGAUACAGGAAUCUCUAUCACGAAACAAGACAACUCUACGUGCACCAGCUUCUCAAAACUGUCCAACCCUCUCAUGGAUCUUUCGGAAGAGAAUCAAAAGCUAGCGAAACACCUCAGCGACAUGGGUUUCCCAUUGUCCAGGGCGGCACGAGCUAUAAACGACCUCGGUGGUCAGGAUAACAAGAAAGUAGUGGAAUAUCUACUAGCCGUACAAUCACUGGAAGAGUUUGGAAUCUCAGGUGAUGAUGCUGAGAAGGCUCUAGCCUUGACACAAUACGAUCAAGACAAGGCAAAGGAGUACUACGAGAAUUUACGCACCCUGAGGGAUCUGGGUUUUCCUGAAGACAAAGCAUCCUUAGCGUUACUAAAGUGCAACAUCGAUAGGGAUCGAGCCCUAGACUUUCUAGUCGCUUAGUGUCUACAGAUGCCUGGUGCUCUCGUAAGCUACCAUGUAAUGUGAAGAAUAUACAGUGCUGAAGGACACUGUUAUACACGAUGAAACAUCUAAAUGAAUAAGACUGCAUACUGUGAGCCUAUAGUACGCGUAUCCAAGGGCCAAGCCUUCGUCUCGAAUUCCUCCAUGUCGAAAAAUUUUUUUUUUCGCAUAACUAUUGAGGCUGCUAAAAUUUUUGUGAAGACAAGACGAUGAGAUAUCGAAUACAAUAAGGUAAGAGUCGUUUCAAUAAAUAUUAAGGCUGAUUAAUCUUGUUGCAUUUGUACAUUCGACAAUCUUGUACAUAAUAAAUUGAUUAUAAAUAA
Messenger RNA from Cephus cinctus (wheat stem sawfly), 1961 nucleotides. RefSeq names its product actin cytoskeleton-regulatory complex protein pan1. Gene Ontology annotation, cellular component: ESCRT I complex. Gene Ontology annotation, biological process: ubiquitin-dependent protein catabolic process via the multivesicular body sorting pathway. Gene Ontology annotation, molecular function: ubiquitin binding. The coding region runs from base 643 to 1617 and encodes 324 amino acids. The transcript has 4 exons. The record is from RefSeq and is a predicted model, not a curated record. Lineage: Eukaryota; Metazoa; Arthropoda; Insecta; Hymenoptera; Cephidae.